CUUUCCAUCUUGACACAUCACACGAGAACACAUUGCGAUUCGCGGCAGCAAGCAGGAGACCGACAUAUUCAUUUCUUGUCGUUCCUUAACUGGUGUUCUUCUUUCCAUUCCACGUCUGUGAGGUUUGAGAUAACAAACCGCCAAGAUGAGUGGCCUCCGAUUCCUAGACCUCAUCAAGCCCUUUACGCCGUUCCUCCCUGAGGUUCAGCAGCCGGAAACCAAGGUUCCAUUCAACCAAAAGUUGAUGUGGACUGGCUUGACGCUGUUGAUCUUCUUGGUUAUGAGCCAGAUGCCAUUAUACGGCAUUGUGUCCUCAGAUACCUCCGAUCCUCUCUACUGGCUGCGCAUGAUGCUGGCGAGUAACAGAGGAACUCUGAUGGAAUUGGGUAUUUCGCCAAUUAUCUCGUCCGGCAUGGUGUUCCAGCUUCUUGCUGGCACCCACCUCAUCGAUGUCAACCUUGACCUGAAGUCCGACCGUGAGCUGUACCAAACCGCUCAGAAGCUCUUCGCUAUCAUCCUCUCUAUGGGACAGGCCACCGUGUAUGUCUUCACUGGUCUUUACGGACAGCCAUCUGACCUCGGCGCUGGCGUUGUCUUCCUCCUCAUCCUUCAAUUGGUUGUGGCUGGUCUUAUUGUUAUCCUCCUCGAUGAGCUUCUCCAGAAGGGAUACGGACUUGGAAGCGGUAUCUCUCUCUUCAUUGCUACCAACAUUUGCGAGUCUAUCAUCUGGAAGGCGUUCUCGCCCACCACCAUCAACACUGGACGUGGCCCAGAGUUCGAGGGAGCUGUCAUUGCACUGUUCCACCUCCUCCUCACCUGGCCCAACAAGCAGCGCGCUCUCCAGGAGGCGUUCUACCGCCAAAACCUCCCCAACAUCAUGAACUUGAUCGCGACCCUCCUCGUCUUCUCCGCUGUCAUCUACCUCCAGGGUUUCCGUGUCGAGAUCCCAGUCAAGUCGUCCCGCCAGCGUGGCGCUCGCGGAUCUUACCCAGUCCGCCUCUUCUACACCUCGAACAUGCCCAUUAUGCUGCAGUCCGCCCUGUCUUCCAACGUCUUCCUCAUCUCCCAGAUGCUCUACUCGCGCUUCUCUGAGAACCUCCUCGUCCGUCUUUUCGGUAUCUGGGAGGCUAAGGAGGGAUCUGCCCAGCUCUUCGCUACUUCCGGUGUCGCAUACUACAUGUCUCCUCCAUUGAACUUCACUGAGGCGCUUCUCGACCCUAUCCACACCGCGGUCUACAUCGCCUACAUGCUCAUCGCCUGCGCCGUCUUCUCCAAGACCUGGAUUGAGGUUUCCGGCUCCAGCCCAAGAGACGUCGCCAAGCAGCUCAAGGACCAAGGACUCGUCAUGGCUGGCCACAGAGAGCAGAGCAUGUACAAGGAGCUUAAGAGAAUCAUCCCAACUGCCGCUGCUUUCGGAGGUGCUUGCAUUGGUGGUCUGUCUGUCAUGAGCGACCUGAUGGGAGCUCUCGGAUCUGGAACUGGUAUCCUGUUGGCUGUCACUAUUAUCUACGGAUACUUUGAGAUCGCCGCGAAGGAGGGCGACAUGGCCGGGAUGAAGGGUAUGAUUAUGGGCUAAUAGGGCAUUAUAUUUGGGAUGGGAAUAUACUGUCACAAUAAGGGACCCAGAAUCAGAGAUUCCUGGGGACCUAUGUAAAUCUAUGGCACAAAGCGUUGGGAUGGGAGUUUUAUUAUGACAAAAAAAAAAGGUUUAAAUGCAUUUGCGGUGGAUCGGGGACAUCUAUAUACUAAUAGACAAUACGCACACCCGUUUGUAUCUAUAUUACCCCGAACUGAGCGAAAGACCGCCCGCGCGUGCUGCCAAUUCAUUAUUUUGCACAUAA
Messenger RNA from Pseudogymnoascus verrucosus, 1841 nucleotides. It is a transcript of the gene SEC61, whose product is annotated as translocon subunit. Gene Ontology annotation, molecular function: ribosome binding; transmembrane protein transporter activity; signal sequence receptor activity. The record is from RefSeq and is a predicted model, not a curated record. Gene Ontology annotation, biological process: post-translational protein targeting to membrane, translocation; SRP-dependent cotranslational protein targeting to membrane, translocation. Lineage: Eukaryota; Fungi; Ascomycota; Leotiomycetes; Thelebolales; Thelebolaceae. The coding region runs from base 146 to 1576 and encodes 476 amino acids. Gene Ontology annotation, cellular component: Sec61 translocon complex; membrane. The transcript has 3 exons.